CCGCCGCCGCCGGCCCCGCGCCCCGCGUCCACCGGGGCUCCUGCCCGCCACCCUCAUGGCCAGGCGGCCGCUGCUGCUGGUCUGCUGCGCGCUGGGGCUGGCCGCGGCCUGGGGCGCCCGCGCCACCGAGCCCCCCGAGCCCCCCGACACGCUGCAGAACGAGGCUGACAACCAGGAGAACGUCCUGUCCCAGCUGCUGGGCGACUAUGACAAGGUCAAGGCCGUGUCCGAGGGCGCCGACUGCCAGUGCAAGUGCGUGGUGAGGCCGCUGGGCCGCGAGGCCUGCCGCAGGGUGGACGCGGGCGCCGCGCGGCUGGACGACAGCUACACGGUGGAGACCAUCACCUCGGGGCCCGCCUGCAAGUGCGCCUGCGUGGCCCCCCCGUCCGCGCUCAACCCCUGCGAGGGCGACUUCCGGCUGCAGAAGCUGCGCGAGGCCGACGGCCGGGACCUGAAGCUCUCCACGGUGCUGGACAUGCUCGAGGGGGCCCUGUACGGCCUGGACCUGCUGAAGCUGCACUCGGUCACCACCAAGCUGCUGGGCCGUGUGGACAGGCUGGAGGAGGAAGUUUCUAGAAACCUCACCCAGGAGAACGAGCAGAUCAAAGAGCACAUCGCGGAGAUCCGCUCCGAGGUGCGUGGGAGGAGCCGCGAGGGCUGCUGCAGGUCGCCCCCCGACGGCCAGCCCCGCCCCGACACCGACGAGCAGAGGGACGCGGCCGCCACCUAUGCACGCCCUGAGGUCAAUUCAGUGGAGCUCUUGGGCUCGCGGCCCCUGGCGCGGCCAGCCGUGGCCAGACCCCCGCGACCCCCCCACCGGCCUGCAGAGCCCAGGGGCCGGCCCGCCUCCAGGCCCACCAUCAUCAGGGGCAUCACCUACUACAAGGCCCAGGAACCCGAGGAGGACGACAAUGACAUCGAGGAGCCACAAGACGAGUUUUUCAGCGGCGACCCCGAGAUGGACCUGCUGAGCGAGGAACAGCUGCUCAGACACAGCCCCCCGCCCCCCGCCCCGACCCCCACCGCCUCCACGCCCCCCGCCUCCGCCGGCCAGUGGGCAACGCCCCUCCAGGACGCCGGGGACGCGGCGGCCACCCCCACGGUCACCCCACCGUCGCCUCCGGCCUCAGCGGUGCCGCUGGCCACGGCGGCCGAGGCCCCGUACACUGCGCCCACGUUUCCCACGGCCACGGGCACGGAGGCCACGGAUGGGUGGGGCACGGGCCCCGCCGGCCCCACGCUGAGCCCCGAGGAGGAGGAGGAGGACAUCCGGAGCAGCAUCGGAAAGUGCAAGGACACGCUGUCCACCAUCUCCGGCCCGACCCUACACAACACGUACGGCCGCAACGAGGGCGCGUGGAUGAAGGACCCGCUGGCCUCGGACGAGCGCAUCUACGUCACCAACUACCACUACGGCAACACGCUGGUGGAGUUCCGGAACCACGAGAACUUCAAGCAGGGCCGCUGGAGCAACUCGUACAAGCUGCCGUACAGCUGGAUGGGCACCGGGCACGCCGUGUACGGCGGCGCCUUCUUCUACAGCCGCGCCUUCACGCGCACCAUCCUCAAGUACGACCUGCGGCGCCGCUACGUGGCCGCCUGGGCGCUGCUGCACGACGUGGCCUUCGAGGAGGCCACGCCCUGGCGCUGGCGCGGCCACUCGGACGUGCACUUCGCCGUGGACGAGAACGGGCUGUGGCUCAUCUACCCGGCGCUGGACGAGGACGACGCGGGCGGCGGCCUGGGCCAGGAGGUCAUGGUGCUCAGCAAGCUGGACGCGGCCGACCUGAGCACGCGCCGCGACACCACGUGGCGCACGGGCCUGCGGCGCCACCGCUACGGCAACUGCUUCGUCAUCUGCGGCGUCCUCUACGCCGUGGACAGCGCGGGCCGGCGCCACGCCAACCUGUCCUACGCCUUCGACACGCACACCAACACGCAGACGGCGCCGCGGCUGCCCUUCGAGAACCGCUACUCCUACACCACGCAGGUGGGCUACAACCCCAAGGACCGCCUGCUCUACGCCUGGGACAACGGCCACCAGGUCACCUACCAGGUCAUCUUCGCCUACUGAGUGCGCUGCGGCCGCUGGCUCCGGGACGCAGACGAGGUGCGAUGCGCCUGCGCGCGCGCGAGCCCGCCCCGGACGGCCGCUGUGCGCGUGCUCGCUCAAGCCACCCGCAGUGCGUGCGCGAGCCCGGCCCCUGCGUGUGCCCGCCCGUGCAGUGACAUUCGUCCGCGUGUAAGCGCGUGCCCGACUAGUGACGUCCGCCUCUACGUGCGCGCGCCCGCCUGCUCAGUGACAUCCACCGUGCGCGUGCCCGUUCGCCGAUUCCCGCGGCUAUACGGGUGCGUGCGCGUGCCCGUCCCCUCGCAACGACGUCCCCACUAGAAGCGUGUGUGCGCAUGUCCGCCCUGUGAGGUCCACUGUAAGCGUGCGCGCGCGUUCCCCUCCUAGGAACCGCUGGCGUCCUACAUGCGCGUGGCCGCGCACUGGUGGCGCGUGCGUGCGCAGUCCAGAGAUGUGUAGUAUUCUCGUCUAUUAUCCUGCGAGGGUGUAAGCGACAAUGGGGGGGGGGUCGCGGAGCCCAGGGGUCGUGGAUCGACCCUGGCGUGGUGUGUGUGCUGGUCUCCUCCUCCAACCGGCUCUUUCGUGCCCACCCACUGCGGCCCUGCGCCCACCAACAGCGGGCUGGGCCAGGGUCAGGGUCAGGGUAUGACUGGCGCCAGCGCAAGGGGCCGAGGGCCAAUUAUGUAUUGCAGAAGUUUUUUAAAGCGAGAAAAAAAAAGUUUUUGAAAAAACAAAUUAAAGAAUUUUUA
Molecule: messenger RNA, 2820 nt
Organism: Sorex araneus (European shrew)
Lineage: Eukaryota; Metazoa; Chordata; Mammalia; Eulipotyphla; Soricidae
Gene: OLFML2B
Product: olfactomedin like 2B
Exons: 8
Coding region: 56-2074 (672 amino acids)
Biological process (GO): signal transduction
Source: RefSeq, a predicted model, not a curated record